Zingiber officinale is the source of this 831-nucleotide messenger RNA. RefSeq lists its product as uncharacterized. NCBI's taxonomy places the organism in Eukaryota, Viridiplantae, Streptophyta, Magnoliopsida, Zingiberales, Zingiberaceae. The transcript is spliced from 3 exons. The record is from RefSeq and is a predicted model, not a curated record. The coding region runs from base 1 to 831 and encodes 276 amino acids.
AUGGCAUCCGUUAACACACUCCUGGAUGAUUGCAAUGCGAUAGUGAACAGGUAUAAGGACGACGACGGUGUUCGUCGGUCCAUCGCCGAUCAGAUUCUUGGCUAUACAGAGCACUGCCUCAACAAUGCACUUCAGCUCAUCAGCAACUACACUCUGCGAAGGAGUUAUCUCGACAAAAUGAUGGAUCACCAACUGCAACUCUUCCAAGCGCUGGAGGAGUUGGACACUUCGAGUGGAGAUGCUGUGGUUGAUUUCACCGAAUCCAUUCAGGAACACGACCGAUUGGUCAUGAGGUACAUGAGGUUGAAUCUCAACCCUCAUGCUUCAGCAGAAUUCUCAAGAUAUCUCAGGAACGUCGGCAUUGGCUUUAACGAUCUAGUUCGAAGUUUCCAAAGUAGGCUUGGCUAUACGGGACGGUUUGAGGACUUGAAAAUAGAACAAAAGCUAGAGAUAAUCUGGGACGUGUAUUCGUCGGACCACCCAAUCACGACGGCUACGAGAGAGGCCUUAGUUCUGGCAGCAGAAACAGGUGGAGCAGCUUUGGGAAAGCUCGUGGGAGUUGCUGUAGCGACUCAGUUAACUGGUCAAGCAGCUACUACGUUGUUCGUCAUGGCCGUCGGACUAAUCGGAGGAUUUGUGGGAGAUUUUAUUCUUGGAGCCGUUGCCGGCUUCUUGUUUGAUCGGAUUUUCAGCUCCGGUGGGGAAGCUGUCCUUCCGACUAAUGGCUUUAUACUCUAUGUUGUAGCAAAAGGUGAAACCCUCGCCUCCAGGGCCCCUACCGACCAGACCCACGACCAUUGUGAGGGAGGUAAAUCGCAGCACCCGAGCUAA